GAUUUGAUCUAUAAAUAACGUAACAAAACGGAGAAGGAUUUAAAUUUGGGUCGACUACGUCUACACACCGUCCGGCUAAGCUAUUUUAAAAUUUUUACAGAGACUGAUAAUAAAAUUUUAACGGCAACAUGGGAAUAAUAUUGUCAAGAUUUCGAAAAAAGAAAACAACUAUUGAAAUAUUAGAAACUCUUGAUAUGAAAAUUAAAGAAAUAGAGAGAUAUGGGCAAACUACAGAACAGAGACAUAAAAAAAUUGUUGGAACAUUGAUUCUAUAUAGUGUUAUACUUUAUAUUGUAACAGCAUUCAUUUUUUACUUUUAUUUCUUCCCAGCAUCUUUAUAUGAUCAAAUAUUUUAUAUCAUUCCAUUGUUAAUUUUUCCAAUUCUAAUUUUGCUAACAAAAAAGAUGGUUACAUGGUAUUACAAACGUAAAAUUUCUGAAAAUCAGGAAAAAUUAAGUACCAUGCAAUCAGAGAAAAGGAAAAUCUUAGAUGAGGUUACAGAAACUGAAACAUAUAAAAAAGCUAAAGAAAUUUUAAUGAAGUUUGCUCCUGAUCAAUUAAGAAUGACUCCUUUAUCUCCACAGCCAACUUACAAGGUGUCACCAUCACAAGAAACACCUCAGCGAUUUAGCAUGUCACAAAAUGUAAUAUCCCCAAUACCUGCUUCUGGGGAACUACGAAGAAGAGUAGUAACAAAUCAAAAUCAACCUCCAAAUGUGCAAGGUGGCAUGCCCACUAACACUGGCCCUGUCCCAAUUGGCAUGGCUCCCAUUCAGAAUCCAUCAAGUACUCCUUUCCAGAGUGGUGUUAGACCAAUUAAUACCCCGGUCAUGGGUUAUCGAUCACCAUUACCUCGUCCAGUAUUACCACGUGAAAGGAAUUACUUGGAUCGAUUCAUUGAUUAUUUAGUGGGAGAUGGUCCAUCAAAUCGGUAUGCGUUAAUCUGCCGACAUUGUGAAUCACACAAUGGAAUGGCAUUAAAAGAAGAGUUUGAAUACUUUGGAUUCAGAUGUUGUUAUUGCAACUUCUGGAAUCCAGCAAGAAAACAGAAACCUUCUGCACCGAAAUUGGAAUAUGAUGUAACUUUUACACAUAGUCUAUCAUCUCCUGAUCAAAUUUCUGCUACCGCAAACGCAGAAGACUCGAAACUUCCACAAGUUGAAUCAACCCCAUCAGAUACAGAUUCCGAUAUCGAAGUAGUUGAGAAACCUACCGAAAUCCCGGAAGAUCCUGAACAUACUGAAAAACCAGUUGAAAAUGAAUGUGAUGAACCGGAUGCUGCAAAGUCUGAUGCAAAAGAGGAGGAUAAGGCCGAAGAAAAUGUUGAGAAAAUGGAUGUUGACGAAUCGUUUUCCUAACACAAACACAUUUCAAAGGAAUUUGUGACAGAAAACCUUUUGUUAUGAAUCGUACUACAAUUGUAGUACAUAGAUGUAGAGGUAUAGAUGUUUAACAAAAACGUAAAUACUAUAUUACUCAAACAAGAGUUUGGAAGUGAAAGCAAAUAACAUGAUACUCGACAAUAGAUAGUAAUAUAGUAUUUGCAGAAACCAUAUGAAUACUAUAUUCUCAUAUUUGAAUGAAAAAUCAUUCCAAAUUGUUCUUGUCUAACUCUUGUUAGGAUUUUGGGUAACUGCAGAAUGAAGCAAAAUGAUCGAAAGUACUUAGAAAAGAUAUUAUCAAUACGAUAUCUUAUUAAUUCCCAUAAGAUUUUUGCUUCAUCUAUGCGUUACUUACAAAAUCGUGAAAUUUCAUAAUAUAUUGACAAAUUUUUAGAAAUCGUUUUUUCUUCUAAAAAUUUUAAAUUAUCUGAAGCAUUAUAAAAAUGCCCACGUUGAAAAUUGUAGUCAAUAAUGCGUUUCAAUCAAGACUGCUUAUCUCGUCAAUAGUGGACAUUAGUAUAUUUAUAUUAGAAAAAAUUACUCUUUUUUUUGUUUUUCGUGAUAUUUGAUUUUUUUUCUUAUACCAAUUUAAAUCUCGAAUAAUUUAUGUUCUCAAUUUUCCUUUUUAAUAGAUUUGUGUUGUCUUGUAAACUCACAAAUUUCGUGCUCCACUAUAUCAUUAGAUCGAUUACUGGUUUAAUGUUACGUUAUAGAAGGUAUGAAUACUUUUUAUAUUCAUAAUUUGUAUAAAAGAAAAAAAAAGAAAGAAGAAAGUAGUAAGUUGAACUGUUUCUUAUUGCAAUCUUUUCUAACAUAAGUAUUGUUGUGAUAGUAACACGUAUUAUCUGUUUCAGUAAUAUUUAUUACAAGCGAAAGCAAUGUAUAUAUGUAUUAGAAAAAAAAAAAUCGGCGUUUAUUAAAAAAUACAAUAGCUUUGGCUAGUUUUUACUUUU
Messenger RNA from Osmia bicornis bicornis, 2335 nucleotides. RefSeq names its product endoplasmic reticulum junction formation protein lunapark-B (gene Lnpk). The record is from RefSeq and is a predicted model, not a curated record. Gene Ontology annotation, cellular component: endoplasmic reticulum tubular network. The coding region runs from base 129 to 1358 and encodes 409 amino acids. The transcript has 11 exons. Gene Ontology annotation, biological process: endoplasmic reticulum tubular network organization. NCBI's taxonomy places the organism in Eukaryota, Metazoa, Arthropoda, Insecta, Hymenoptera, Megachilidae.